GCCUCACAAUACGACGUAGUAUGAGUCGUAUGAUGACCAAAGCAGCACACUGGUUGAGGUUGAGGGUUUAGAGAAUUUGAGAGAGCUGAAGAAACCAACCUCUACUGUUCUGUUCUGUGACUGUGACUUAGGAGGAGAGAGAGUGUGUAGUGUAGCAGAGACAGAGUGUGUUUUUGUAUUUGUAGAAGUAGAAGAUGCAGAGUUUGAAAGCUUUGGUGGGUUUGAGAAGUAGAAGUAGAAAUAGUUGUUCAUUUCAAAGACCCAGAUUUCUGUCUCACCAUUACCAAAGGCCCUUUUCUGCUCAACCAAACUACACCCCCCAAAACGAUGAUCUCGAAGACCAGGUUUUGGUUCAAGGAAGAGCUAAGUCAAGAGCUUCCAUUCUCAACAGACCUUCUGCUCUCAAUGCUCUCACUACUUCUAUGGUUGCUCGGCUUAAGAGAUUGUAUGAAUCAUGGGAAGAAAACUCGAAUAUCGGCUUUGUCUUAAUGAAGGGUAGUGGCAGGGCUUUCUGUUCUGGUGCGGAUGUUGUUACCCUUUAUCAGUUAAUCAAUGACGGGAAUGUUGAGGAGUGUAAGAAGUUUUUUGAAACACUAUAUAAGUUUGUAUAUCUUCAACGAACAUAUUUGAAGCCACAUGUGGCUAUCUUGGAUGGUAUCACUAUGGGAGGUGGAGCUGGAAUUUCACUUCCAGGAAUGUUUCGUGUGGUGACUGAAAAAACAGUUUUUGCCAACCCAGAGACUCAAAUGGGCUUCCAUCCUGAUGCAGGAGCUUCCUAUUAUCUUUCUCGUCUACCUGGCUAUUUGGGGGAAUACUUAGCUCUUACAGGAGACAAGCUCAAUGGUGUAGAAAUGAUUGCCUGUGGCCUUGCUACACACUAUUCAUUAAAUGCAAGACUUGCUUGGGUUGAAGAACGCGUUGGUAAAUUGAUCACAGAUGAACCUUCUGUUAUAGAGACAGCCCUUGCGCAAUAUGGUGACCUUGUCUAUCCAGACAGGGGGAGUGUUCUUCAUAAGAUUGACACAGUUGAUAGAUGCUUCUGCCAUGAUACAGUUGAGGAAAUUAUUGAUGCUUUGGAAAAGGAGGCAGCGGAGUCUUAUGAUGAAUGGUGUAAAACAGCCCUCAAGAAACUAAGUGAAGCCUCCCCAUUAAGCUUAAAAAUUACUUUGCAAUCUAUACGUGAAGGUAGAUUUCAAACUCUUGAUCAAUGUCUUGCUCGUGAAUACCGGAUUUCCCUUAAUGGAGUUUCUAAACGGGUUUCAAAUGACUUUUGUGAGGGUGUUCGGGCACGAUUGGUGGAUAAGGACUUUGCGCCAAAGUGGGACCCUCCUAGUUUAGCAGAUGUAUCAAAAGACAUGGUUGACUGCUGCUUCUCCCGGCUUGAUGAGUUUGAGCCUGAACUGCAGCUGCCCACGGCUCUGCGAGAACCUCACAUGUGAGAUACAUUCAUAAAUACUGUGUAAUGAUUAUCUGCCUUGGUGGUUGGUUUUGAAUAAAUGUAGCCAUUUCAAGGUUUUUCUUAGAGAAAUCAUUUUUUGGAAAUUUUUGUUGUAAGUAGCCUAUCAUUCUGAAAGCACUCAAAGCAGUCUUUCAUGGCCAUUAUUUUUGGAAAUAGUUUUUUUUUUAUGGUACAUUAGGUAUACAAGUGUAUUCCCUGGAGAACUAUACAUGAGGGUUUGUGUUCACAUGGUCCAUGGAAUUGUUGUUACCAUGUAUUUUGCAUCACUUCUUGACUUAAACUCAUUAUGAUUUCCAAUCCUUUUGCUCUAUCA
Molecule: messenger RNA, 1772 nt
Organism: Quercus lobata
Lineage: Eukaryota; Viridiplantae; Streptophyta; Magnoliopsida; Fagales; Fagaceae
Product: ATP-dependent caseinolytic (Clp) protease/crotonase family protein
Exons: 14
Coding region: 195-1439 (414 amino acids)
Biological process (GO): L-valine catabolic process
Molecular function (GO): 3-hydroxyisobutyryl-CoA hydrolase activity
Source: RefSeq, a predicted model, not a curated record